Messenger RNA from Aureobasidium melanogenum CBS 110374, 2715 nucleotides. RefSeq lists its product as uncharacterized. The transcript has 3 exons. NCBI's taxonomy places the organism in Eukaryota, Fungi, Ascomycota, Dothideomycetes, Dothideales, Saccotheciaceae. The record is from RefSeq and is a predicted model, not a curated record. The annotation marks the transcript as partial.
AUGAGCGCCGAACUGCCAAAGGUGCCUCCGCGUCCAGCUCGCACCCAGGAGAGGGCUGCAGAUCCCACCAUGAAUGCUCCAAUAAUUCCUCCUCGUCCCCAGCGUCGCACUGAGAGAUCCGUCUCUCCCAUGAGAGGAGAGUACACUCGCUCUCCGCUGAACGACAUGCCCACCACUAGUCCCAACGCCAAUGGCAAGAUGUACAGCCAGAGAAACCUCUCGGCCCAGGACCUGCCUCCUCGUCCCCCGAGUGUCAGCCUUCCCUCAAUCGGUCAGGAAGGUAGCGAGUACGCCAAUCUGGAGGAAGAACAAGCUGCUGCUGAACAGCACCGCAACAUCUCCCCUGACUUGCCCAUGCACGCUCCCACAGCAUCUGUGCCUCAGUCGACUGCCAAAUCCAGAAUCCAGACCGUGACUCGUACCGAUUCUAGUCAAGCCGCAUCCCACGGAAUCGGCUCAGCUGGAGACUCGGUUCACCCGCUGAGAGCAAAGGCGAGCUUCAGUCGUUCCAAUCUUUCCCUGUCUCAUGAGCCCACUGAGGAAGACGAACACGGCAUUCCCGAGAUUGGUGUUCAAGUGCCUAUGUUGAAAUAUGCCGGUGAUGUCCAAGCCCCCACACCGACUCUGUCGAAAGCUGGAACGCCAAGUAUCAGCUUUAAUGAUGCAGCCCCUCGCAACCACCACCGCAAGCGUAGUUCGCGUCAAGAGUUCCACGGCCCUCCGGGUAGUUAUGGUCUGCACGGCCAUCGUCAGGAUCCCACGGAUCAGUUCGAGAAGGCGUGGUAUGCCAAGCACCCCGAAGAGCUUGUCAAGGAACACCGUCCUUACGAUCCUGGUCAUGCUCCUGGUGAUUGGGCCUUGAGCAGUGAAGAUCUCAACAAGCUAGUUCACCAGAACUCUGGCCGUGGUCUCGGAAUGGGUACUUCGCCCGCUGCUAUCGGCACUCCUGACGAGUCGAUUGGUUUCAUGGCUUCUGAGGCGUACACUUCCCGUAUGAACUCGCCCAAACCCUUGUCAAGUCUCGGCAGGCGCCCUUCGAGUAGCGCCCAACCUACUGUCGAGUCCCCUCUUAAGAAGGAGUCUUUCAACUUGAACGAAAUUUCUCAGAACGACAAGGCUCAGGAAGGUGAGGUCGAAGGUGAGGUUAUCCACAUUGAUCCCCCAGCCCACCGCCACAGCAAAAUUCACGGUGGUGGUUACGACCCUCCUACCGUCGACCUCGGCCCUGAGGGAGGUAACACCCUUGAGCGUGGCGGUUGGGUCAUCGAGAAUGGCGAUGGAAUACCCAUCUUGGCCUCCGACGAAGUCGCCAAGAACAACCCUGAGGCUGUCUACUGGCAACCCGCUGUCUCUCCCUCCAAGGAAAGGAAGGGCAGCGACUACUACGAUGCAUAUGCAUCUGAUUCCUCGGCUACCGGUCCUUCCCGUAGACGCAGCAAGGAGAAGCUCAGAACCAGCAGCGGAGGUGAAUUGGCUAGAUUCAAGUCUCGCGAGGCUCAGCCUUCUGGUACUGGCACUCCUCUUGCAGAAAUUGAAGAAUAUGAGCCCCUCUUCCCCGACGAUGACGACAAGCCUCAAAAGCCUCUGACUGCUGCUGACAAGGUUAAGCGUCCUGACUUGGCUCGUCACCACUUCCCUAGUCAAGACAUCUGGGAAGAUGUCCCUGAAAGUCUGCAGUACCAGACUGAGGUGUCCGGUCCUCAGGAACCUGAAGAGCUCACAGCUUCUACUACUUUUGAACACCCUGACAAGGAACAAGCACGUAAGGAGGGUAACAACCCUGAAGAUCGUGCUGAUUUCCUUUCCCAAGAAGCUAAGAAGAUGGCUAAGACUGGAUUCAAGCCUGGCGUUGCCGACGACAUGACCCGUCCCAGCUACAAAAACCGUUUCCCUAGCAGAGAUAUCUGGGAAGAUUCGCCUGACAGUCUGCAGCUUGAGACUACCGUUGAGACGCCACAAAUGGAGGACGAGGACGUGUCGAGCCCUGCAGAUAUCAAGUCGCCUCCCGAUGAGAGCACUAAGCCUCAGGUUCCGGCAAGACCAGCCGGUAACCAAGCUCCUGUCAUUCCCGAGCGCCCUAAGCCUCAAGUGCCUGCCCGUCCAGCAAGGUCUGAGAACACUCAACCUCAGGAUGGUGCAUCGAACGAUAGAGCUGUAUCACCACCAGCUGUCAAGGCCAAGCCUGCAGUCCCUGCAAGACCUGGCGGCAACAAGUUCGCUGCACUCAAAGCCGGUUUCCUUGAGAACCUGAACGCACGUCUUGGCUCUGGUCCUCAGGCUCCCCCUAAGCACGAAGAGCCUGCCGAAGCACCUGCUGAAGAGAAGGCUCCUCUUGCCGACGCUCGUAAGGGCCGUGCUAGAGGUCCCGCUAGAAGAAAGCCUGCCGCUGAAGCUGUCGCAGCUCCUGCAGCCGCAUCCGGUGCAUCAACUUUGUCUAUUGGUACCACCUUCACUAUUUUCCAGAUCAACGAGCACGGUGAUUUGUCUGUACCCAUUGAGCAACUUUCACCUACUCUAGCCAAGGGUGCUCAGGAGAUGGAGAAGGCUGCUGCAGCAAACACUGAGGGUGCUUCCCCUGCCUCUUCAUCUUCAGCCGCCGACAACGAGAAGGCUAUUCUCUCUGGUCUUCCUGCUCAAGCGAUUGGUCACAUCGGUGAUACACCUGACCCCAAGCUGUCACAGCCAACAAUGGAGCGUGCAUCAGCCAUUCAGUCC